Messenger RNA from Budorcas taxicolor (takin), 2210 nucleotides. It is a transcript of the gene BBS10, whose product is annotated as Bardet-Biedl syndrome 10. NCBI's taxonomy places the organism in Eukaryota, Metazoa, Chordata, Mammalia, Artiodactyla, Bovidae. Bases 1 to 2166 code for a protein of 721 amino acids. Gene Ontology annotation, biological process: chaperone-mediated protein complex assembly. The record is from RefSeq and is a predicted model, not a curated record. The transcript has 2 exons. Gene Ontology annotation, molecular function: ATP binding.
AUGGCCGCUGCGGGGUCUGUGACGGUGGCGUUGCAUGUGGCGGAAGUGCUAGAAACCAUCGUGAGCGGUUGCUUGGGGCCCGAAGGGCGGCAAGUUCUGUGUACCAAGCCCACUGGCGAGGUGCUGCUCAGCCGGGAUGGAGGCCGCCUGUUGAAGGCGCUACAUUUAGAGCAUCCCGUAGCCAGGGUGAUGGUGGCCUGUGUUUCCAGUCAUCUAAGAAAAACAGGAGAUGGUGCUAAAACAUUUAUUAUCUUUCUUUGCCAUUUACUCAGAGGACUUCGUGAGAUCACAGGCAAGGAAAAGGAUUUUUUCCCUUUUGAAAAUACUCAAACCUGUGGAAGGCAUUGGAAAAAUUGCUGUCAGUGGAAAUUUAUUUCCCAAGCUCUUCUAACAUUUCAGACACAAAUACUAGACUAUGUUAUGGACCAUUACUUAAGUAGACACUUCUUGUCCAUCUUUUCUUCAGGCACUAAAGAAAGAACAUUGUGUAGGGGCUCUUUAGAGAUGCUCUUAGGGGCAUACUUUUGUGGAAGAGUGGGAAGAAAUAAUCACAACUUGAUAUCUCAGUUGAUGUGUGACUAUGUUUUCAAGUGUACAGCUUGUGAAAGUAGCUUUGAAGAAGUACUUGAGAUAGUGGAUGACUGUUUUGUUGAGUUGAAAGUUGGUGUCACCGGCCUUCCUGUUUCCGAUUCCAGGAUCAUAGCUGGGCUUGUGCUUCAGAGAGACUUUUCUGUGUACUGUCCAGCAGAUGGUGACAUAAGAAUAGUGAUAGUAACAGAAACCAUUCAGCCUCUUUUUUCAAUUUCUGGAUCAGAGGUUAUUCUAAAUUCAGAAGCACAGUUUCAGACAUCUCAGUUUUGGAUUACAGAAAGAACAAAAGCAAUAGUGAAACAUUUACAGAAUCAGAAUGUAAAGUUACUCCUAUCUACUGUGAAGCAACCAGACUUAGUAAUUUAUUUUGCAGGACUGAAUGACAUAUCUGUGGUGGAGUGUUUAUCAUCUGAAGAACUUUCUCUUAUCCAGAGAGUCAUUGGUCUUGUUCCCUUUGUACUACCAGAGGCCUCUUCUCAGUAUGAACUCUCUCACACUGCUUUGGUGAAAUUCUGUAAACCCCUUAUCCUCAGAUCCAAAAGGUAUGUUCAUCUUGGCUUGAUGAGCACCUGUUCAUUUACACCGCAUUGUAUAGUUCUUUGUGGACCGGUGCAGGGUCUUGUUGAACAACAUGAGGAUGCUUUACAUGGAGCAUUUAAAAUGCUCCGGCAGGUAUUUAAAGACCUUGAUUUAAAUUAUGUGACACAAACCAGUGACCAAAGUUGUACAUCAGGUCCUCGUAUAUAUAAGAAUAGUAGAGAAAGUAAUGAGUUACCAAAAAUAGUUAACAGCUCAAUACAAAGGUUGUAUCAGGACACUGUUGUAAAGAACGAAGGUGAACUGGCAAAAACUCAAACGAAUUUAAGAGUAUGUUCAAAUUUGAUAGUUCCAAGCGUCAAAUUAGAGAAAAAUGUAUUGUGUUCAACACCAAAAGUGGCAGUAACAGAUUCAUACCAGACAGAUGAAACAUUGAGAUGUUCAUCCCCAAACAAAGGGAGGAUAAUGGAUGACCAUGAACCAUUUAUUGAGAAUAAUUCUGCUAACUCAAAAACAGAAAAUACUAGAAAAGAAAUUUCUUACAAAAAUUUACAGGUUACAAAACUUGCUAGAAAGGACAGCAUUUUACCACUGAGAUAUAAGUCACUGGAGAUGUGUACUUCCCAAAGUUACUAUUUCUCAUCUAUACCAGCUGGUUCUGUUUUGCCUGUGGGUGGUAAUUUUGAGAUCUUAUUGCAUUACUAUCUUCUCAACUAUGCCAAAAAAUGCCAGCAAUCAGAACAAACCAUGGUUAGUAGCAUAAUAGCUAAUGCACUUUUAGGCGUUCCCAAAAUCUUGUAUAAGUCUAAGAAAGGAAAUUACAGCUUUCCACAAGUAUAUGUAAGCGCUCUCCGGGCACUGCAAACCAAUCAACCCAUGAUAAGCAACCAGACAGGUUUGGAAUCAGUUGCUGGUAAAUACCAGUUACUAACUUCAGUUCUUCAGUGCUUGACAAACAUUUUGACUGUUGACUUAGUAAUCAAUAUUAAGAGACAGCCUCAGGAAGUUUAUGAUCAAGAUUCAGAAGAGGAACUAUAAAAUUGGAAGCUUUUUAUUAACCAGAGUUUUAAUCCAACUCAAGC